Molecule: messenger RNA, 1860 nt
Organism: Amphibalanus amphitrite
Lineage: Eukaryota; Metazoa; Arthropoda; Thecostraca; Balanomorpha; Balanidae
Product: fumarylacetoacetase-like
Exons: 10
Coding region: 139-1401 (420 amino acids)
Biological process (GO): homogentisate catabolic process; L-phenylalanine catabolic process; L-tyrosine catabolic process
Molecular function (GO): fumarylacetoacetase activity
Source: RefSeq, a predicted model, not a curated record
AGGUCGUGCGACAGCAAGGUCGCUAGCACGUCGCUAGGUUAUCUUUGCAUAUCUAGAAAUAUUUGCAACCAACUUGGUGCAAAGUAUAGGGUACAAACACUGACCAGUUUGUCAAUCAAGACUCAAGACUGAUCAAACAUGACAUCAUUUGUGACCAUUCCUGCUGGAAGUGACUUCACUAUGGCAAACCUCCCCUAUGGAGUUUUCUCUACAUGUGAAAAUCCGACACACCGGAUUGGUGUGGCCAUCGGCUCUAUGAUCCUGGAUCUCAGCGUGAUUGCCCACCUGUUUACUGGGCCGGAGCUGGCUGCACACCAGGAUGUCUUCAAAAAGCCCGUUCUGAAUGGUUUGAUGGGUCUGCGGCGGGCGGCCUGGGCCGAGGCCAGGGCGACCAUUCAGAGUCUGCUGUCGGCCAAUAACCAGACGCUGCAGGGCGACGCUGGCCUCGUGUCCAAGGCUCUGGUGCCGCAGUCGUCUGCCACCAUGCACCUUCCGGCUGACAUUGGCGACUACACCGACUUCUACUCGUCGCUGGACCACGCCACCAACGUCGGCACCAUGUUCAGGGGCAAGGAGAACGCCCUGAUGCCCAACUGGAAGUACCUCCCAGUGGGGUACCACGGACGGGCCUCCAGCGUAGUGGUCUCUGGCACUCCCCUGCGCCGACCGCUCGGUCAGACGCGACCUGCCGACGAUCAGCCGCCCGUAUUCGGGCCCUGCCGGCUGAUGGACUUUGAGCUCGAGAUGGCCUUCUUCUACGGCGGGCAGGGUAACGCGCUGGGCGAUCCAGUGCCCAUUGAACGCGCGCAGGAUCACAUCUUCGGCAUGACGCUAAUGAACGACUGGAGUGCUCGCGACAUCCAGAAGUGGGAGUACGUGCCGCUGGGCCCGUUCACGGCCAAGAACCUGGGCACCUCUAUCUCGCCGUGGGUGGUGACGAUGGAGGCCCUGGCGCCGUUCGCCGUCGAUAACUACGUCCAGGACCCGGAGCCGCUGCCGUACCUGCGCCACCAGGACCGGUACACGUUCGAUAUCAACCUGGAGGUGGCCAUCAAACCCGAGUCGAGCGGCCAGGAGUCGGUGGUGUCCCGCUCCAACUUCCGCCACAUGUACUGGACGAUGAAGCAGCAGCUGGCUCACCACAGUGUCACCGGCUGCACCAUGCGGCCUGGUGACUUGCUCGCCUCGGGCACCAUUAGUGGACCGGAGCCCGAGUCGUACGGCUCGAUGCUGGAGCUAAGCUGGCGCGGCUCCAAGCCGCUCACCCUCGCCGACGGCAGCACGCGCAAGUUCCUCCAGGACGGCGACGAGGUCAUCAUGAGAGGUGUGUGCGAGAAGGAAGGCCUCCGGGUGGGCUUCGGCGAGUGUCGCGGAGUCGUGCUGCCGGCCCGCGCCCAGUGAUCUGACCUGACCUGGGCCGGGUCGCCGCAGUCACGUGACCCGGUCACGUGCUGCCAUGAGGUGCAGCAGCAGCAGUCGCUGUUUUGGUGGUGGUUAUUGGGGCCUUGUGACGUCGGUUCUUACGAGCAGUCACGUGCCGCGUGCGCCCCGCGCAGUGUGUCAGCCCUGUCAUCUGUUGGCGACAUUUGAUACUAACGGCCAGUGUUGAACAGGGCCAGGGUUGUGAGGCUAAGAGCUAUUCCAGAUACUGCGGAAACCAGGUGCAAUACUCGAUAUUCCAGAUCGGUGCCAUAGUAGAAAUGGUGCGUAUGUUGCGGCGAGGAGUGAUGGAUUGUUUCCCGUUCAUAUGGGUUGCUUUGGUGAUGGGUCUUUGCACGUUGUCGUGCCCUUUGCAUCUUCGGUACUGUUUUUGAUACAAGCAUUUUACAUCAGCUUCAUAAUACAGUUUUCUCAAUCAUG